CGGGAUGGGCGUUCCGCGAGUUAGUAGCACCGCGUCAGCCGAGCUCGAGCUCGGUCGUGCAAGGCGGCCGCACCUGUUGAUCCUCGACGAUUCACGCGAAGCGCGCCUCACUGAAGAAAGUUGGAAGCCUGAAGGUAUAGAAACGCAAUCUGGUGGAGUGCUGGGCAGUUCCUUGGACUACGCUGCAGCUUUGAUGCUGGCUGCUAUGGCAGCCGUGCUACUUGCCGCUGUUGGCUACCAGUGUGCUGCUACAUGGAGGUGGCUCAUGGGCAGUUGUUACAGGACCCGACGUAAUUCUCAGGACAGCAAUUGUGAUUCCCUCUCCCGACAGGCGGCGAUACGAAUAAGCCACUCACUCCCCGACCUGCAAACAGAGCCCUUGAAAGAGGAGUAUGUUCAGGAACACAAGGAUACAGCUAAAAAAGUUCUAAGACAGACGACUCUGCCAAUAGUCCCCGACCGCCACCAGACAUUUCAAAGGCAGCUAUCCCACCGAUUGGAUCUACCUUCGAUACAGUUCAGCAUAUGCAGUUUGGAGCGAGCUGACUCUUCUAUUGGACUUAUAAAACCGGAAUUGUACAAGAAUGAACUGGUUCGCCAAUCAUCAACAGACAGUGCUGAACUUGAAUUCUGUGGUAAACUCCACUUCGCGCUGAAGUACGAUCAGGAGGUGGAAGCGUUGGUUGUCAAGAUAUUCGAGGCCCGUGACCUGCCUAUCAAGGAUGUAACCGGAAGUAGCGACCCGUACAUAAAAGUCUUCCUUCUACCAGACCGGAAAAAGAAAUUCCAGACUAAAGUUCACCGGAAGAACCUCAACCCUGUCUUUAACGAGACGUUUUUGUUCAGCGUCCCCUACGACGAUCUUCGUCAACGCUACCUACAAUUCUCCGUGUAUGACUUCGACCGUUUUAGCCGACACGACCUCAUCGGUCAUGUGGUGCUGAAAGGUCUACUCGAGUCUGCAGACCUGACCCAAGAGAUUGAGUACACGAUGAACAUAUUAGCUCCACCACAGGAGAAAAAGGAUCUCGGAGAGCUCAUGCUAUCCCUCUGCUAUUUGCCUACUGCUGGCCGACUGACUGUCACUGUUAUCAAAGGAAGGAAUCUUAAAGCCAUGGACAUUAAUGGAUCUUCUGACCCCUAUGUGAAAAUCUGCCUCAUCUGUCAAGGGAAACGAAUAAAGAAAAAGAAAACUACCGUCAAAAAGAACACACUAAAUCCCGUGUACAACGAGGCGCUGGUUUUUGAUCUACCCGCAGAAAAUGUCUACGACGUCACACUGCUCAUAAAAGUCAUUGAUUAUGAUUUAAUCGGACAAAACGAAUUAAUCGGCUGCACAGCAAUUGGUUCAAACAUGAUCGGCAUUGGUCGUGAUCAUUGGUUGGAGAUGUUGGACAACGCUCGGAAACCAGUCGCACAGUGGUACCCGUUAAACAAGAGCCUUCCUACCAACGUCCCAGUCUCAACCAAAGAUCAUAAGGACCAGAAUGCCGCUUUGAACUGUUUAAAUGUAAGAUGAAGAGACUUCCAAACAAAUGAUCGCCAGGUAUGUCAAACGAAAUCAGGUAAUCUCGCGAUGCCAAAAGAUGUUUGUAAUUAGUGGUCUUAACGGUUGUAUGUCCAUUUACUGUAGAGAUUCUAGUGAUAUUCUUGUGACGAGAUAAAAAUGAUUAAUUAUACUAUUGAUAUUUAAACUGGACGUAGAUUUGCUACUAAGGGGUGAGCCCGGGAAUCUAUAUGGACAAAUUGAUAUAGUAGCAUAUAUCAUCUAUCUAUUAAGAGGUGAAAGAUGUUUUAUCUUUCGUCAAUGCUUUUCGUAUAUUAUAGGGUUGUAAAAGAAAUAAAUGGUUUUGCUUUAGCUUCGUUAUUAAAGACGACGACGUUCGACGUUAAUCUUAGAUUCGACUAGCAAAGGAAGGUAUGAUAAAAGGCAAUGUAACUAUUUUCUCAAAUAGAAGUUAAGAGACCAAUGUAAGCCUUUUCAAAAAAUCCAUGAUAAUACACCUGACGUGGAUUUAAUUAGUUUUAUGAUUUUGUUAUAUAUUACUAUAAUAUUACUAUUUUGUCAAAAGCAGCAGCAAAACUAAUAAACACUAGAUUUUAUGAACUCGUUAAAAUUGUGAUACAGAGUUUAAUUCCGUUAAUUAUACUACCUUAACAAUUAUACGCGAUCCGCAUUGAUUAAUAAAUGUUAUUAAUGGUUGGUUCUCUUAACAGGCAUAAUAUAAUAUUUGAACAUUUGAUCAAUGUAUGUGAAAGUGGUGUGCUUAAUAUUUUUAGCCCACAGACAAUAAAGCUGUUACAAUAUUCUAAAUGUUUGUUAUCAAACUCUCUUUUGAAUUUUGCACUCAUUUAUUUUUAACGUUUCUAGAUCAUCUGGUGCUUGCUACGUUGACACUAUUAUUUUCUUGGCCAGUGCCAAAACUUCUUGAUCAAGUCCGCAGCUUUUUAUAUGUGAAAUAUCCUUGCUAGCUUAAAACCCCUCUUGUGGUGUAUAUAAUAGUCAUUUUUAUCUCGAAACCCUAUGAGUAGAUAUAAUGUUAUUGUAGACCGAGAAUCCAUUAGAUUUCUUUUCAAAGAAAUUAUUCCAAUAUACCCAAUAUUUUGAUGUACGUAGCUAUGUGUUAGAUGUAUUAUUAUCAUUGUCAUCCCUAUUUCUUUACUUCCUGUCUUUAAAAUUGGGUUAGUUAUCAUUAACUUUAGAUUAAUUGACGCAUACAUAUCUAUAACAUUAGAAAUGGUUUUAUGACAAAAAAUUUAGUUUACGUGAACAAGAUGGCGCGGGUCCACAGACUAUAAAAUCAUAAAUUCAAAUUUAUCACAGUAUAUGUUUCCAGUAAAUCAAGUCUUGAUUCAACUUACCAGUUUUAAGUGGUAGAGAUUGUUGCAUUAUCUGCAGCAGCUAACUAACCCAAUGUUGAGAUUACUAAACCAUAUCUACCAUUUUCUAUAUUUAUAAACUUUGUAAACUAUGUACAAACGCACAUUUCAAAUGAAGACUAUGUAUUAGCUAUAGUUAUAAUUGUUGUCUAUCAAAUGUUAUAUGUCUAUUCAUAUCAAA
This is a messenger RNA of Pieris rapae (cabbage white), 3061 nucleotides long. Its product is annotated as synaptotagmin-10. The transcript has 11 exons. Gene Ontology annotation, biological process: cellular response to calcium ion; regulation of calcium ion-dependent exocytosis; calcium-ion regulated exocytosis. The coding region runs from base 5 to 1519 and encodes 504 amino acids. Gene Ontology annotation, molecular function: clathrin binding; phosphatidylserine binding; SNARE binding. Gene Ontology annotation, cellular component: membrane. NCBI's taxonomy places the organism in Eukaryota, Metazoa, Arthropoda, Insecta, Lepidoptera, Pieridae. The record is from RefSeq and is a predicted model, not a curated record.